Brassica rapa (field mustard) is the source of this 1942-nucleotide messenger RNA. RefSeq names its product hyccin. The record is from RefSeq and is a predicted model, not a curated record. Gene Ontology annotation, biological process: phosphatidylinositol phosphate biosynthetic process; protein localization to plasma membrane. Lineage: Eukaryota; Viridiplantae; Streptophyta; Magnoliopsida; Brassicales; Brassicaceae. Gene Ontology annotation, cellular component: plasma membrane.
UAACCGGUUACGGUGGUACAAAAAAAAUAUCGAACGAUGCAGAUCUCGCACGAUACAUAUAACACAUUGGUCAACUGUAUUACGUUACAAAUGCAAAAAAUAUUUGAUCCUAUUUUUGCUGCGUUACAUUCUAUAUUUUGGCCUCGUCCUCUCGCGAUCAAACCCCACGACCAAAAUGUCUGAAUCUGCCUCCAGCCAUGACUCUCCCCCAGCUCCGACGAUCGCCGGAGACUCACAAACCACCGUGACUAACGAAUCGGAUACCAAUGCGAAAUGUCAAACAGCUAUACAAUCCUUAUCCUCCAUCGUCACAACCACAACCAUCCCUUCCACAAUCUCCCUCCUCCUCGACGACUCCGCCGUCUCCGCCGCGAUCUCAUCUCUCCUCCAACGUCCCGAUUCCGGCUCAGGCGAUAACAACCUCUGCCGCUGGCUCUACGACACCUUCCAAUCCACGGAACCAUCUCUCCAUCUCCUCGUCCUCCGUUACGUCCCCUUGAUCGCCGGCCUCUACCUCUCCCGCGUCCCUCUCCGCCAACCCCAAGCCGGAUUCGAAGCCGUCCUACUCGCUCUCUACGCGCACGAGACAACCUCACGCGCCGGACAGGCCGUAACCGUCAACAUCCCCGAUCUCUCCCACCCCAGCAUCUACCACGAGUCCAAAGGUCCCGCGAAGAACAACUCCACGUGUCUCAACAUCGCCGUCGUCUCCUCGACGCUUGAUCCACACGGUACGGUGAGAUCCACGCGCAGGGCGAGGAUCGUUGGCGUCGCGCUGGAGCUUUACUACAGCGAGAUCUCGAGGAUGCCUCGCGAGUCGAAGCUCGAUUUCUGCGAGGCCUGCGAGAAAUGGGCUGGGCAAAACGGAGAGACACGAGCUGGGGUGGUCCCUGAGGAAGAAGAGAGUGUGGCAGUCGCGAGAUCUGAGAAAGACGGUGGACGGAUUCCUCUGCCGUGGGAGCUCGUGCAGCCGAUGAUGAGGAUCUUGGGGCAUUGCUUGAUGGGGAUGAAGGUGGAAGAUAGGGAAGUGAAGGAGGCGGCGAGUAAAGCUUGUCAGAGUUUGUAUCUCAGAGCACUGCAUGAUAUUAACCCUAAGGCGAUUCUGGCUGCUGGGAGUCUUCUCCGGUUAAGGGAGAUGGCUCUUGAUCCCAAGAACCAGAUUGAUCACACUGAGAUAUCAAACGACAACGUUUUGUCUGUUUGACCUCAUCGUUUUGCUUUUAUCUUUUGGGUCAACGCUUUCUUUUUAUUUUAUUUUAAAGAUAACAACUUUGAUUUGUCAACUUAAACCAUGUAUGUAAGGCCAUGUUCUCACGGAAAUGUUCGAUUUUGCCCUCACUCCAAUAUGCAACUGCAACCUAUUGUUGUUUGUUGUAGUUUGCAGCGACCAUUCACAAAAGUUUGAAAUUUUUAUUUAAUAGUCAAUUUUAUUGGUAUUGGUUGGACAAUUUCUCUACCCAUUUUAUUUGGUCAUCCACCAUUACCCCCUUAGUUGUUUAAUAGGACCAAGUGGAGUGGAGUUGCUGAUUAUUCCGACAUUCAAGUGUUAGUAUGUGGUUUGUCGUAUCAGAUUCCAUCUCAAGAGAAUCGAAUAUCAUUGACUUUACUUGAUAUCUAAAAUCUCAAGUUGCCUUGCACUCAACAACUCCUUUCUUUUUGUUCGUUAGUGCACAAGUCGACUCACGUUCCAUCGAAUGAAUGAUAAAAAGCGUUUGUACCAAACUACACCAAUAGUGAGUAAUCACCAUCACAAUAUAUUCAAGAUUUAAACGAAUACACAUCACAAGAAUAGUGUGUGCGCACAAAAGAAAACAGUGUUAGUUUCCGCGUGAACACUCUAGUUUCCAAAUCUUUUGACCAACGUCAAACAACACACUCUUUACUUCUUUGACCAACGUAAUUACUUUGCAAAGUACUACUUUUUUUUAACAAAGAUAUUUUU